Molecule: messenger RNA, 3153 nt
Organism: Mercenaria mercenaria
Lineage: Eukaryota; Metazoa; Mollusca; Bivalvia; Venerida; Veneridae
Product: androgen-induced gene 1 protein-like
Exons: 6
Coding region: 22-759 (245 amino acids)
Cellular component (GO): membrane; endomembrane system
Source: RefSeq, a predicted model, not a curated record
UAGUGACAGUGACCCGGAAGUAUGGCAGAAUAUACAUGUCUGGUCGUUCAUUCUGCGCUGUUCAUUAUACACGUAUUUACUGUAUGGUACAAUAUUCGUCAUGUGGGAGACACUCUCCAACCAUACUAUGAUUUAUUUACCUAUAAGGGUUUUGCUGGAAAGUUUAAGUACCUGACUUUCAUCAGUUUUUUAAUUCAGACAUUCUAUUUUGGACUAGCGGUAGCAAAUGACAUCUGGGGGUCCAAUGUCAGGCCUUCAGACAAGAAAGGCAAAAAGACAGGUCUACAAACAUUCAUGAACACAUUCCUGGCAUCCGUUGUUUACCCCGUAGGAACUUUUGUGGUGAUGACAUUUUGGGGAAUCUAUGCUGUGGACAGAGAGCUUGUAUUCCCAAAGCAUUUGGACAAAAUUAUUCCUGUUUGGCUAAAUCACAUAGAGCAUACAACUGUCCUUCCAUUUCUGCUGCUAGAGAAGUGUCUAGUUUACCAUGAAUAUCCAAGUAGAAAGAAAGGGAUAGGAAUUUUACUUGGAUUUGCAAACAGUUACCUUAUUUGGAUUCUGUGGAUAGCAUUCUAUGCCGAUAUUUGGGUAUAUCCUGUACUUCAAGUCAUGGAAGCUCACCAACGAGCAAUAUUUAUAUGCAUUCUAAUGGCAUUCUUCAUCAGUAUAUACAUCUUAGGAGAAGCUAUAAAUAGAUUUAUAUGGAGAAAAGAAAUAGCCUUGUCAGCUGCCAAACAGAAGCAGAAGAAAGUGACAUGAAUAAAAGGGCACAAUUGUACAUUCCAAUCUGACAGCAACAUAUUCUAACAGUGACAGAAUAUAACGGCAGUAGAUUCUAACAGCGUCAGAUUCUUAGAGCUUAUUUAAUAAACUCCUGUGCUUUCAUCUUUUAUAUGCAUCUUUUACUUUGCGCUUGUACUUUUUUAGCCUUUUCUUUUAAUCAUGAGUAUUCAUGGGACAUGCCCUAAUUUCACCAGUUGCUGUUAUUUAUUAGAAAUUGUAAAUAAUAUGUAAUUUUGUCGGGGUCUGAUUAGCAUGGUUUCUGUCAAAACAGCUAUUUUUAGAAACAUAAUAAUACAAAAUAAUAGUUUGAGGUUUUGAAAUUGAGGAUAAUAAAGUUUUUUUCUGAAUUUAUGCAAACAGAUUUCUAAAACACUUUAAAAUACUACUUCUUGUAAUUUGAGACUGUAUGUAUAGUAUGUCACAACUAGAUGAUCUAAUCUUUAUGCCCCUGACGAAGGGUAUAUUAAAAUCGCACUGUCCAUCCGUCUGUAUGUAUGUGCGUCUGUGUAAAUUCUUGUCCGGGCUGUAACUUUAACAUUCAUAGAGGGAUUUGAAAAUAAUUUGACACAAAUGUUGAUGAUAUUGAGGUUUGUUGCUGUUAUGACCCUGGUCUCUCAGGUCAAGGUCAAGGUCACAAACCCUAACCCUAAAACCCUAACACAAAUGUUCAUCUAGUCCCAAGAGUUGCUUCUGGGGCAUUUGUCACUAAUAGUGACAGCUUAUGUUUUAUAACAGACUUCACUCAUUAUAUACAUUGUAUACUACUUUUAGAGAUUUUUUAUGCAUAAAUACUAUAUGUUGAAAUUUCAAUACAAUCAAACUUUGUUCGCUUGAACUGGGGUAAUUCAUACAGCACCCUUCCCUCGAACUCAUCUUCAGGUCCUGGCAAAAUACCUAUAAUUUAUUUUUCGAUGGCUGGAACUAUCGAUAACUGGGAACAAAUAUUGCUCGUCCGAUUGAGUUUGACUGUUUCUUAAAAUCUUGUUUCAAAAUAGGCAGUGGCUAGGCAAUAGGUACAGGAUCUGCAGACCACUGAUACAAGUCAUUUUGGACUACCCCUUCUCUUGAAUGUUGCCCUAUAGUCUCUAUCGGUUUUCUAGCCACUGCCUUUGAAGUAAAAGUAUUAAUCAAAAAGUGUGGUCUACUCACUUCAUUUUGUCUCAGUAUUUUUGUUGUCUGUAUGUUAUUUUGUUAUAAAUGGUUUGAAACACAGUUGUUUACUCAGGACAACAACAUAGGGCCAGCUUGACUGUCGCGUUUAGGUAGUAUUAAAUUUUCUUAAGAAAACAUUUUAAAAUUACUGGUAUUGAAAAAUCGAUGUAUUUGGAUAAGAGUAUUGCAUCAUCUAAAUUCAGGUACCAUCAUAAUAAACUGUGUGCUGUAAAUCUCUAAAUUUUGCUGCACACUUACUGGAAAUUGACCCAUUUGGUUCAAGCUCAUCCUUUGUAAGUAAGGCAUUGGAAAAACUUAACUCUUGCUUGAGCAUAUUUUGAUGUAAAUGAGAUGUGAAACACCCCUUUUAACAGUUAAUUGUACUGUCCAAAUUGGAAGAUGGACAAGUUCAUUUUAGAAAUUUAACAUGGUAAGGGUAAACCAUACAAUAAGCGAACUAGUGUCAUAAAACUAGACAUAUAACAGUUAAACAUUAUACAAUUAUUGACUCUUGAGCCGUUGGAUAUGAUGUGAUAUUCACCGGAAGAAGGCAAUAUUGACAGAGGUGAUAGCCGAGGUCAAUAUUGCCCUCUUCUGGUGAAUAUCACAUCAUAUUCAAUGACUCAAGAGUCAAUAACUGUUUUAUUAUAUGAACAAAUAUUUGUAGCAACAUAUUUAAUGUUUGAAAGUAACAGUAACUAUGUGUAACUUCAAUUCUAUUUUUAGAAAGUCAUGUUUAAUGGGAAAAACCCAAAAACCAUUAAACAUGAAAUAUAUUAUGAAAAUGAUGAGCGGUUUCGGCCAAUGAAAUUUAGGUUAUUUUUAGAACAUAUGAUAAAACUGUCUAUAGGUAACGCUUUACAAUCUGUAACUUUUAUGGACAUACCACUUAUUCAAAAGCUGAAACGAGCAGGAUAACUUUUUUACAAUCUCAUAAAGAUAAAACUUUGUGAACAUUCUCAGAACUUUAAAUUUGCUAAAUUUUGACCCAGUGAAAAUAUGUGCUUUUACAGUAAUUAUGUAGGAAUCAAAUUUAUAUGCAUGUAUGUACGUGUGUAUGUGUAUGUAUGUAUGAAUAAUCACCUGAAAUAGGUCAACAUUCAAUGUUAGGCUUCAAACAAAAGUAUUUUGAUCUCAUUACUGUAGAGUGAUGUUGUAAAUGUUUGCUAUUUUAUGCUUUCCAUUGAUACACUAUUAUAGGUUGGGUAAUAUUUGUAA